Molecule: messenger RNA, 1374 nt
Organism: Colletotrichum paranaense
Lineage: Eukaryota; Fungi; Ascomycota; Sordariomycetes; Glomerellales; Glomerellaceae
Exons: 9
Coding region: 1-1374 (457 amino acids)
Source: RefSeq, a predicted model, not a curated record
AUGCGGGUCGCAAUCGUCCUGCUGUUUGCUGCGACGGCACAGGCAACGGUGUCUCAAUUGAACACGACUGAGAUCACAAAGCUACUCGCGACGACGCCAAAAUGUGCGAUGCCAUGCUUCGUCGAUGCGUUCCAUUCUGGCAAUUGUACCCUCGACGGCUUGACGGACUGCGUGUGCACCAACAUCCCUCUGCAAGCCCGCGCCUCCGCAUGUAUACAGCAAGCUUGCGAGUUCGAUGGUCAAGUUUCCACCGCCCGUAUCUCACAGCAGUUAUGUGAGGGCUAUCCUUACCCUGACCGCAGAAAAUUCUCCAAGGUUUUCUCCAUUGGCCUACCCGUUAUCACGAUCCUCACGGUAGCUCUCCGAUGCCUGGCCCGAUUACAGGUCACGAACCGACUGUGGUGGGACGACUGGACGGCACUGAUCGCUUUGGCAUUUUUGAUAGUCAUGUCCGGCCUUGGCUACACAAAUGCUGCAAUGGGAUUCGGACUUCACUAUUGGGAUAUUGACCCGGGAAAUGGCAAGACUAUUUUGCAGAUUUUCUAUGUAUUGCAGAUGCUUUACAUCUUUGUUCAAGUCUUUGCCAAAGCCUCCAUUGCCUGCUUCUACUCCCGCGUGUUCACCAAUCAGAAGUUCCGCCUGGCAGUCAAAAUCCUCAUGGUGUUUCUGUUCAUCCACGGCUUCAUGUUUCUGCUGUUGAUGGUAUUUCAAUGCCUACCUAUUGAGUCGAUCUGGGAUCGAUCUAUCCAAGGUCGUUGCCUCAAUGUUUCGGCUAUCAGUUACGGAGGCGCUGCUUGCAGUAUCCUGGAGGAUAUUAUCUUGAUUGUCAUCCCUAUUCCAGAACUGAUUAAGCUUCAACUGGGAAAGAAGAAGCGAAUGGCAUUGGUUUGCAUGUUUGCUAUUGGAUCCUUUGCUUGCGUCGCGAGUAUGAUCCGACUUAAAUACUUGGUCUCAUUCGCUAAUUCAUUUGACUCUACUUGGGAUAACGUCGACGUCGUGCUAUGGUCAUCCGUCGAGCUCAACCUAGCAAUCAUCUGCGGUAGUCUCCCGGCACUACGACCUCUUUUCAAGAAGCUGCCAGUAUUUUUCACCACUAUCAAAUCGACAAUACAAACCGGAACGCACCGAAGAAAGUCGCAAGCACGGUCUACGACAGCGAUUCAGAAAUCGCAUCAUUCCCAUGCCUCACAUGAAUCGAGCACCCAGCCAUCGCCUAGCAACUCUCCACAGAAGCCACAUGCAGUCAAGCUGAGAGACUUCGGGGGCAGUUCGACAACGUGUGAUAACGACACACAGUAUACUCUUGAAAUGACCGAUGAGGAGAGCAGGGAUGAUUUGGAGAGACAGGACUGGGCGCGAGCGUAUGGGAAAUAG